AUGGAAGUAAUGUUUAUUGGAAAUGAUUUGAAAAGCGAUGAGAGGCUUCGCAAUCAAAAGCAUUUCUGCGAAAGUGUUCUAAGAGGAUUGAAGUGUUUUGUUGCAUUCAUAAAAAGAUAUUCUGAAGUUAAAUUACAAGAAAUAAUUUUGUUAACUGCGAAGUAUGCUAAGGCAAAUGUAAUUAAUACAUAA
Molecule: messenger RNA, 192 nt
Organism: Clunio marinus
Lineage: Eukaryota; Metazoa; Arthropoda; Insecta; Diptera; Chironomidae
Source: the annotation of a GenBank genome assembly